Molecule: messenger RNA, 591 nt
Organism: Aspergillus neoniger CBS 115656
Lineage: Eukaryota; Fungi; Ascomycota; Eurotiomycetes; Eurotiales; Aspergillaceae
Exons: 1
Coding region: 101-415 (104 amino acids)
Source: RefSeq, a predicted model, not a curated record
ACCCAGGAGAGAGGAUCCGUCUAACUAGGGUCUGGACUGGUGAUGGAGUAUACACUAAUUUGACAUUCCAGACUCCAAAGCCCGAGCAAGGUAAACAGAGAUGAUCCGACAAGGACGGGAACGGACAAGGUCCUGUCGCACUGCAGAAAAGGAGGGGCGACUGGGCGUCAAGCCCCAGGGGCUACUUCGCCACACAACAUACCCCUUUGGGUCUAGAUCAACACACCAGCCACAUAUCCCUCCUGCCUCAUUGUGGCUGGUGUGUUCCCUGUGUAAUCCCGAGAUGCAUGAGAGGCUGUUCAGUAAUAGAGGAGAUAACCUUAGACUCCGUCCUAGUAAACUCUGUCUGAAUGCUGUUGCCUUGCAUGGAUCUCUGAUGGCACUCCUGACACCGGUCUGCUCGGCUAGCAAAUGACAUUCUCCUCAAGAUAUCUGUGAGAUAGACCCGAAUUAUGCCGGGAUGAUACUGCAGAUGCCUCUUGGUCCCACUGCCUCUGAGACCACACAACAUGUAGAUCCUCUUUCUGUAGUUGGGGGUUUCGGCCGGAUGAACGGUGGGUCCACUGCAUGAUACCCAGUACAACGGUGUGC